Messenger RNA from Candidula unifasciata, 1674 nucleotides. The record is from the annotation of a GenBank genome assembly. Lineage: Eukaryota; Metazoa; Mollusca; Gastropoda; Stylommatophora; Geomitridae.
AUGGUCUGUGAAAGUGAGCCAUCGGCAUUAAAGGGUGCUUUACUUUUUACUAUUACUUGGUCCAAUACCCGCCGACGUUGUCGAUCAACUCAAACGCUGUCUGCUGGCACCGACUCUGAUAGUGACAGUGAUGGAUCACCUCCAUGGAAAUCACCUCGGGGGCCUAAUGACCCGGGCGAUGGGGCAAGAGGUACAUCCAGCGGGAAAGGCACCCAAUCUUCACAGUUGCGUGGACCACCAGGUGCUGUUGGGCGUUCAUUGAAUACAUCUCGAUCUAAUCUCAGUCGGUUUCCUCGUCACAAUGACUCGCAAGACUCUAGAAUCAUGAAGAAGAGCUUUGGCGCGAAUGCAACGAUGGAGUCAGAAAGCGAAGAGUCAGGCUAUGGUGACACAUAUGGAGAUACACUAAACGCGCUGAGCGAGGAUCAUUCCUUUUUCAUUGAUUCUGAACAGCUUCACACACCAAUGACUGACAUUGAAUCUGAUGAUGAGUCCACUGGAACUUUCAUUAGUGGUGAAUUUAUAUCCGUAGAUUCUGAAAACCUCAUACAUGUAGGGACCCAGACUCCUGGUCAUGUGCGAACCCAGACACAAGAGUGGAACGAUUUCCGACAGACAAACACGACACAGACGGAGUUCUCUCCACGUGCUGUAGGAAUGCAGACAUCUACUACAUCACUACAUUCGAUUGGAGCCCAGACUAAGAAGCUGAGCGGUUCACGAAUUAAUCUACUGAAAGGUAUUUUGUCAGAAGUGAAAAACAUCAAAAAGCAGCACGACUUGAACGUCUCACGAGAUGAAAUCUCUAUUACUUCAGACAUGUCGAUAAAUGGGGACAUAUUAGAUCAUCUGUAUUGCGAUUUAGCUAAUUUAAGAGAGGCAGGGGCAAAAGGUGAUGCUGCGACACAGACACAGAAUGAUCAGAGUUCACAAACAUCCAGACGGUUAUUUCAUGAGGUUGACUCUCAGAUGCAGGCUCGACAGUGCAGAAUGAAUGACAUGCUUGAUGAAAUACGGCGACUCAGAACUGAAAAUCAGAGUAUUGCACCUAGUUAUGCUCAGAGCAAAAUGUCAGACUUUGGUGUAAGAACUCCAUUUCAGUCAUCAAGUAGAAACAUGCCAGCAGAACUUGACUUCCAUCGGUCAUUUACUCAUCAGCUUCAAUCACCAGUAAGGUCUGCGCGAGAACAAAGUAUUAAUCAUGCUCACUGGUCAGCAGUGGGGAUGGUUGACAAUUAUCCGCAAGCCGUUAGUGUGGGGAUGCCUGGUGCAAGUCGUCAUGUGACUCAGAAUGAUUUAAAUAACAUAAAUGAGAGACUUGACCGUCUUCAGAAAUACCGAAUGCCGUACCAAGAAGGAUCUCUUCCUACUUAUUAUCAGCAGCAUGACAUGGCAAAGCCACCUCAGACUCGUACAGUUGCAUCCCGAUCGCCAGCCACGCCACGUCACCGCUAUCGUGUCCAGGAAUUGACCAGAUCCUAUGAUGAUAUUGACAUUCUGUCAAGCGAGAGGCGCCGAAACAGAGCAGGGCAGACAUUCAGAGAUGGUGUCAUGGACAGGUAUCACUUGGACGACGCUUUGCUUGAAGCCACUAGGUCAGCGAGACAGCUGAAACGCAUGUCAGCGAAGAUGAAGCUGAAAUUACGAGAAGAGCUGAAUAGAUCGCGAUACUAA